UUUUUUUUCUUCUUUAUUCUUUUCUCAUGGCGUCCACUACUAUGCCUGAUUUUGCAUCCGAUCCCAAAAUGAACUUUAACGAACAGACCGGUAAAUGGUCUUAUGUCGGAGAAGAUGGUGUUUCUUUUGAAUACGAUGAGAAAAUGGGUGCUUGGUUCCCCAUGUUCGAUGAAAAAUUGAUGCAAGCACAAGCUUCUGUGUAUGCUGUCGAAGGUGUGGAUGAAACAGUCACGAUUGAUCCCAAAGAGAAAAAGAAAAAGAAACGAGGACCUACUUAUGAUAUUGAUCCUGAAGCCAAGAAACAAAAGCAAGAACCAGUGAAGAAACCAGUGACUUCGGUGUAUGUGACAGGUGUACCACCCGAUGCUACUGUAGAUGAAAUCAAGACAGUGUUCAGUAAAUGUGGUGUGAUUAUGGAAGAUUUAGAAACAGGUGAACCUAAGAUUAAGAUAUAUCGAGACGAAAAAGGCAAUAUCAAGGGUGAUGCACUUGUAUCGUAUUUUAAAGAAGAGUCUGUACCUUUAGCUAUUGAGUUAUUGGAUGAUACAGACCUUCGACCCGGUGAAAGUGGCACCAGAAUCAAUGUGCAAAAAGCAGUAUUUAAAGACAAAGAACCUGUUGAAAAGAAGAAAUCAACUACAGCCAAAUUAAAAGUAAAACGAAAGAUUCAACAAAUCCAGCGAAAGUUAGAUUGGGUUGAAGAAGAAGGAGGCAAAAAGCAAGAGAAGUUUGCUAAAAUUGUUAUCUUGAAGAACAUGUAUACACAAGAAGAAUUAGAUUCAGACCCAACAUUACUAUUGGAAUUGAAAGAAGAUGUGCGUGAAGAAUGCGAAAAGUUAGGUGAAGUCACGAAUGUGAUUUUAUACGAUGUAAGUGAAAAUGUCAUUGAUGCUUGUUACUCAUGUCUCUUUGCUUAGAAAUCACCUGGCGGUGUUAUAUCUGUUCGAUUUAAAGAAAAGGAAAGUGCUGAUGCUUGUGUUCUGGUAAGUUUUUUUUAAAAAAAAAAGGGAAUCAGUAAACAAGUAGCAUUGACACUUUUGGUAGUUGAUGAAUAAGCGAUUCUUUG
Messenger RNA from Gilbertella persicaria, 1066 nucleotides. RefSeq lists its product as uncharacterized. Gene Ontology annotation, molecular function: RNA binding. The record is from RefSeq and is a predicted model, not a curated record. The transcript has 2 exons. Gene Ontology annotation, cellular component: U2-type spliceosomal complex; U2 snRNP. Gene Ontology annotation, biological process: mRNA splicing, via spliceosome. NCBI's taxonomy places the organism in Eukaryota, Fungi, Mucoromycota, Mucoromycetes, Mucorales, Choanephoraceae. The coding region runs from base 27 to 917 and encodes 296 amino acids.